AUGGUGAGGGUGACGGAGCUUGGACGGAGCUCAGCCCUACGGCGCGUCGAGAGACAGGCGAGCUCGGGGCAAGACGCGAACAGUUUUCGGACAGCGCAGACGCAUCAACACCAAACACUGCACCGCGCCUCCAACCCAGACGACCUCAAGCCCCCAUUCCCUGGCUCCGCCCUCCGCGUGUCCGUGGAUGCUCGCCCCAGUGGAUUGGACUCCCCGCCACGGCAUGAGAUGAGCGCGACUCCUCGCCUGCGCUACGGCGCAUAUCCCCAAACGCCCGACACAGCUCAGAGAGCUCCAGCACCCGAUGGCACUCCCGACGCCAAGCCCAUGCGCGUGCGCGCCCCCCUCACCGACAUCAACAUCAUGAACAAGAACCCGGCCAACGACGGCACCGCCCCGCUUGUGUCGACCGACGUCAUCCCCGCCCCGACACAGCGCCUCUAUGCCUUCUUUCUCUACGGCGCUCUGCUGGCCUGGCGGGCGUACGAUUUUAUAAACCUGCACAAUGAAGAGGCGGACUCGUUAUGGCUGUUCAUGAAGUGGGUCAUGAUAGACGGGCUCUUCCUGUUCGGCCUGCCCGUGUUGAGAAUACCGUGGCUGGAGUGGUCCACACCCACCAUGGUCUUUCUGUUCCUCGUACACGCCUUGGUCGACGGCAUGCUCAUGUUUAGGAUCGGGAUACCAAUCACGUCCUUCUUCACUGGCCUUUUUAAGCUGGUCUACGACCGCGAAUUGGCUAUCGAGGAACACAACGUGGACCCGUGGACCGUCCUACACAACGAGUCGCUUAUCUUGGGUAAACAGGUCAUUCACAUUCUUCCGGAGGGUUCCGCCGUGCUCAACCCAAACCAGGAUUCCUUUUGCCUGGGCGGCUCAACCAAGGAUAUCAAAAUUCCUAUCCAGAUCAACCAGACCACCCCCAUGCUCAUCGAAAUCCUGCGCUUCGACCUCGACAACGGCGGUAACGAGACCAUUUCCCUAUCGCAGAAGCAGGUCAAGAAUCUUGUGAAGGAAGCAAAAAAGGCCAAGAAGACGCAUUUGCCGGAGGAGCCUUUGCUGCUGCAUCACAGCGUCAAGAAAUCGGGUUACUACAAGCUCAGCAGGGUCAUUGACGAAUCUAAGCUCGAAGUUCAAACGCGGGUGUUGUCGGAAGCAAUGGUGGUUUCCUGCCCAGAGGCGCGCAUCAAGCCCAGCAGCAAAACCCGCUGCAAGGGUGAAUCCGCGGACAUCGGGAUUGUCGUUUCUGGCACCCCGCCACUCCAGCUCAAGUACCGCAGAAUGGUGGAAGGAAGGGAACGUGAAGCCAAGAGUGAAUUCCUUCAGCCGGACGAUUACGUUUCGCCUCUUUCUCGCAACCACAUCUACGACGCUUUGGUCCGGAGCGGACCGGUUGACGUAUCCUGGGCAAGCGCCCAUUCCAUUGAGGUUUCGCUCAGUGAUGGCCUUUCGCAGUCCGGUCUCUGGUCUUACUAUGUGGACGAGGUCUCUGACGCUUUGGGCAACGUUGUCAAAUAUACACCCGAGCUCGAGGAGGGAGAAGUUCCCAAAUUGGAUGAAAAGCUGCACCGCAACUUUUAUGUCUAUGAGCGGCCGACGAUCAACCUGCACGGCUGCGACUCCCAGCAUCCACUUCGGGUCGCCAAGGGUCAGAAGGUUUCCCUCCCCAUCCGCUUCUCUUCGACGGCCGCGAACCGGGAAGCCUUGUCGGACUCGCCUCACACCAUCGAGUACAUGUUUACUGCAGAAAACGAACUGUCCUCCGAUGGGGAACACACCUCUGCAAACCGGACUAAGAUCGAGGUCAUCAAGUCUGCAAACCAGAAGAUCCCGAUCCAGAAGAGUGGUCUCUACACAAUCAAGUCCGUUUCUACGGACAACUGUGCAGGAGACGUUGAGGAACCUGCCUCUUGUCUUCUCCUGAAUCCUCCGGAGCCCGAUCUGGACAUCGCCAGUGCUCCGAUCUUCGACAAGUGCGCCAACAGGCCUCUGGGAUUGCGGGUGAACCUCGACCUUAUUGGUACUCCGCCUUUCAGGGUCAUGUACUCCAUGCGCAAGAAGGGCGAAAAGGCUGAGCAAGCAAUGUACACGGACGUUACGGGACUCAGGGGCCAGGUGGACAUCAUGCCUCCAGAGGCCGGUCAUUACACGUACUCUUUCACAAGCGUCAGCGACGAUGUUUACAAGGGUCAUUCACUGAAGCACAAGAACCUCGUGCUGGAGCAGGACGUCAAACCGUCGGCUUCCGCACACUUUAUUUACGCGCCUGCCAAGACCGAGGCCUGUAUCGACGAGCCUGUCACGUUUGGCGUCAAGAUGCAAGGAGAGGGACCAUGGACUCUCGAAUACGAGCUUGUGCACGCACGCAAGAGGAUCAAGAGGGAGAUCGCUGGUAUUGAGACUGAGACUUUCACCAUCACCACGGAGCCUCUCGACCAGGGUGGUGAAUACACGCUGGCUCUCGCAAGUGUCACAGAUGCUGUUGGCUGUAAGGAAUUCCUGAAGGAAGAGGCCAAGAUUAGCGUUCGCCACGAGCGCCCCAAGGGUUACUUCGGCCAGAUCGAAGGCAGGCGUAGCCUGCGCACUUUGGAGGGCGCGAGAGUGCAGCUUCCUAUGCGUCUCACUGGAAAGGCGCCGUGGCAUGUCAAGUACAAGAACGCAGAGAACCCCGACGACCACGUCCACGCGACGACGCUCAACAACGCCAACGAUUUCCUCGACGUCAACGGCAAGGGCUUGUACGAGCUGCUCGACGUUCGCGAUGCAAUCUGCCCUGGUUCAGUUGACCCCGCUGCGAAGAUCUUUGAGGUCAGCUUGAUCCCCAGACCGACUCUCAGGAUCCCUGAGAGCACCACGGUCACGUUCGAUGGAAGCAAGUACAUCAGGCAGGAAAUUUGCGAAGGCGACCAAGACAGCCUCGAUGUCGCUCUCACCGGCAGCCCACCAUACACCAUCAGGUACGAGCACCACGCUCCCGGCUCUGGCUACCAAGUCAAGGCUAUCAACGCGGCACUUAAUAUCGCCUCCGUUUCAAUGGACACCUCCAAACCGGGCGUUCACCAGUACAAGUUCACUGAGCUGGCGGACAAUAACUACGAUCACAACCCGAGGAUGUUCCAGCAGCUCAAGGUGGACCAGUUGGUCAACCCUCGCCCGACCGCCAAAUUCAAGACCCCCGGCAAGACGUACAGCUACUGCAACACCGAAGAGGAUGGCGAGGAAGUCAUUCCGAUCGAGUUCACCGGCCUUCCUCCAUUCCAUCUGGAAGUCGACCUGAAGCACGCAGGCUCCAGCAAGGCCGAGACGUUGUCAUUCCCGAACAUUCCCGCCACGACGCACAACAUCAGGAUCCCCCAUCGCCACCUUCACCUAGGCAUGUCCAGCCUCACCAUUCGCAAGGUCCGCGACGCGCGCGGCUGCCGCAACAAGCCGGCCCUCUCGUCGGCCAGCCGCGACGCGCCGCGGGUGCAAAUCGCGGUGCACAACGCGCCGGCGAUCGCACCGCUCGACACGCGCACCGACUUCUGCGUCGGCGACCGCCUCUCGUACGCGCUCUCGGGCGCGGUGCCGUUCUCGGUCCUGUACACGUUCAACGGCGCGACGCUCAAGGCCAUCUCGCAGGGCACGACGUUCCGCCGGCUGGCGGAGAAGCCGGGCGCAUUCGCCAUCACGGGCGUCACCGACAGCGCCAGCCAGUGCCGCGCCAACACGCACCUCGCUGCGACCAUCCACGAGAUGCCAUCCGUGCGCGUGUCGCGCGGCAAGGAGACGCGCGUCGACAUCCACGAGGGCGGCGAGGCAGAGAUCCUCUUCGAGUUCGGCGGCACCCCGCCCUUCGAAUUCACGUACACGCGCUCCACGAACGCACGGCCCGGUCAGCGCAGCAGGGUGCUCGAGACAAGGAGUCUGACUAGCAACGAGUACAGCAUGCGCAUCACGUCGAGCGAGGAGGGUACGUACGAAGUUAUCAGUAUUAGGGAUGCGUGGUGUAGUUUCAGUAAGAAUCCGGACGGCGGUGCGGGUAGUGGUGGGUAUGUCGAGGACUACUAUGUCGUGGGGAGCGGGAGUGGGCAGAGGGCGGUCAAGGGCGGGAAGGGGCAGAAGAAGUUAGGGUAUUAG
This is a messenger RNA of Diplodia corticola, 4116 nucleotides long. Its product is annotated as nucleoporin pom152. The record is from RefSeq and is a predicted model, not a curated record. The transcript is spliced from 3 exons. Gene Ontology annotation, cellular component: nuclear pore transmembrane ring. NCBI's taxonomy places the organism in Eukaryota, Fungi, Ascomycota, Dothideomycetes, Botryosphaeriales, Botryosphaeriaceae. Gene Ontology annotation, molecular function: structural constituent of nuclear pore. The coding region runs from base 1 to 4116 and encodes 1371 amino acids. Gene Ontology annotation, biological process: protein import into nucleus; nuclear pore organization.